Messenger RNA from Homarus americanus (American lobster), 573 nucleotides. Its product is annotated as platelet glycoprotein Ib alpha chain-like. The record is from RefSeq and is a predicted model, not a curated record. The coding region runs from base 1 to 573 and encodes 190 amino acids. Lineage: Eukaryota; Metazoa; Arthropoda; Malacostraca; Decapoda; Nephropidae. The transcript has a single exon.
AUGGCGUCGUGUCGUCCUCGCCGCCACAGUGUCGUCACGCUGCGACUCACUGUCACCUCGGAUGACAUGGCCACCCAGAGAGCCAACCCAUCCCCAUCCACCACCGCCCACUCACCCAGCCCAACCCUCCCGCCCCGCCCACGAUCACACUCCCGUCAGCGCUACUCUUCUCAGUCCCGGCAGCCGCCCACAUCCCCCCUGCGACGCACGCCCACCUCGCCUUUACCCCGGACUACACCUCCGCCUCUCUGUCGUACGCCUACCACGCCGCUCUGCCGUACUCCCACCUCCCCGAUGAGUAGCCGUACGCCCACCUCACCCUUCUGCCGGGAACCCACGUCUCCCGUGGGUCGCUCCACACCCUCCCCUGUGUCUCCCCGUAGCACGGGCGGCCGACACUUCCGCUACGACGUGUGGGCGGAUCAACGGGGCCUAAGACGCAGGUCUUCCCUUCUGACCGUACCGUCCACCCACGACCCUCACUCUGAUCUUAACCUCCGCCUACCCCGCCAGAGGUCUUCAUCCAUCGCAGGGCCAUUACGACCCCCAGACCUAGCAAGGUACUGUAGAUAG